Messenger RNA from Branchiostoma belcheri (Belcher's lancelet), 2608 nucleotides. Its product is annotated as kinesin-like protein KIF25. The transcript is spliced from 16 exons. The record is from RefSeq and is a predicted model, not a curated record. Gene Ontology annotation, molecular function: microtubule binding; ATP binding; microtubule motor activity. NCBI's taxonomy places the organism in Eukaryota, Metazoa, Chordata, Leptocardii, Amphioxiformes, Branchiostomatidae. Gene Ontology annotation, biological process: microtubule-based movement. The coding region runs from base 27 to 1868 and encodes 613 amino acids.
CGACAACAAACCAGAAGCCCAGAACAAUGCCUCUUGGGGUGGACAAAUCAGACUUUCUGGAGGAGAAGGUGAAGAGAAGUGAGCAGACUAUUCGGCAGAGAGAUGAGCGAAUUGCAGCCCUGGAAACAGAGAAUGCCAUGCUGUAUCUCAAGUUGGCACAGUGCCAGGGAAGUGCUCAACACGAGAGACAGAAGAGCACACGACUGCUGCAGAUGAUCAAACUGGACCAUGACUACAAGGAAAGGGUUUCACAGGAGCUGAUAGACCUGUCCAAACAAGUCAAGGUUCUGAAGCAGGACUUGGCUACCAUGAAGGCAGCCAUGAGACAGAUGCCUCCAGAGAUGGCCCUCAUGUUGGAGGGGUUCAAGAGACAGACUCUCAAAGUACAGAGGAUGUUCCUGUCUGAAAACCGAGGACUGGAAGGCUUGCAGAAGAGAAUUCAGGAGCUGGAAGUCUCCCUUGCGACUGCGAACGAGCGGCACGCACGCGAGAAGAAGCGGAGACAAAUGCUACACAACACGCUGGUGGAACUGCGCGGGAACAUCCGCGUACACUGUCGUGUGCGCCCGCUCAUGCCUUUUGACACUGGCAGUGACGAAACAAGUACCCUUGGAAGACAAGGAACACUGUCAGAACAAGUUGUACAUGUUGUUGAUGACGAAACUGUAGUUGUAAAAGCCAGCAGUAGACCAGGACAGGGCACCAAGGCUUUUGAAUAUGAAAGAGUGUACGCCCCUCUGGAGUGUCAGGAUGCAGUGUUUGAGGAGGUUCAACCUCUCUUAACAUCGCUUUUAGAUGGGUACAACGUGUGUAUCAUGGCCUAUGGACAGACAGGGAGUGGGAAGACCCACACCAUGUUGGGCCCUCCCCAGUCUAAGGACUACGGCUAUCACAACGAGGAACAGCACAACCCACAAGAAGGGGUCAUCCCUAAAGCUACAAGAGAACUAUUCAGACUGCUUGCAGAGAAGCCCCCUGAUACACACACUGUUGAGGUGUCUGUGGUUGAAAUCUACAACAACGACAUCAGGGACCUGUUAGGAGGGGACGACAGGAAACACGACGUACUGACAGCUGGUGAUGGUUCGUUAGACGUGCCCUCCCUCACAUACAGGACUGUGGAGGGAGUACAGCAGGUUAUGGAGCUGGUACAGUACGGGAUGAAACACCGCGCUGAAGACGCCACGCUCAUCCACUCCCACUCCAGCCGCUCACACCUCAUUGUGACGCUGACGGUCACCGUCAACAGUGGCGUUGUCACGCCAACAUCACCCAUCACUGAUUACAACGUGUUCGCUGUUCCCCAGUCUGCUCCACCGAAGAGUGAACGUGGCAGAAGGACCCUUCCUGUGCCGUCCUCCCCCUCCCCCAUCCCACACCACAUGCACAGCAAGACCAGGUCACGCUCACCCUCCCCGGCCAGACCUCCCACACCCAUCAACUGUUUCAAGACCAAACUACAACUGGUGGACCUGGCUGGGAGCGAGUGUGUGGGAAUGUCCGGGGUGACAGGGGCAGCCCUCAGGGAAACAUCCUACAUCAACAAGAGUCUAUCGGCCCUUGCUGAUGUCCUUGGAGCCUUAGCGGAGCACCGUGCCCACGUGCCUUACCGCAACGCCAGACUGACUCACAUGCUGCAGGACUCUAUUGGUGGAGAUGCAAAGCUGCUGGUGAUGUGCUGUGUGUCUCCAGCCCAGCGUUACCUAUCCGAGAGCCUGCAGUGCCUGGGCUUUGGACAGAGGGCGCGCCAGGUCCAGCGCGGACCAAUCAAGAGGAAGUUCAUUGCUGCAGGUCCAGCCAUAGACACUGGUAGAAGUUCCCCACGCCCUACAUCAGCCCUGUCCAGGAAAGGGCUACAGACUAUCUAACCUCACGGACCCAAAAUGGACUAUUGAGAAGUUGGGAUUCAAACAACAACCUUCUCAACCACGAUCUCUGUUGUACAGGGUAGAGCUGUGUACCUAAUAUCUGUACACAAUUUUUUACUAGCUAAAGGUAGUGUAAUCCUGGGAAAAUCCCUGGACUUCUAUAUUUGUACCUGCGUUUGCACAUAACUUUUAUAUUUAUUACAUAUUUCAAUUCUUUCAAGGUAAUGGGUGUUUUUUCAUAGAUUUUUUAUACUUUUGUAUUUUGAAAAUUUUGUAGACAGAAUUUUAAUCCUGGAAGUGUAAGGAUCUUAACAGGAGUACAUGUAUUUUUACAUCAAAAUGCAUACUUGACUGAGAAUUUAUGGUUGUAAAUAAUUAGUUAUGUGUUUUAGACGUAGUUUGUGUGCACUGACUUUGAACUGAAUCAAGCUUUGCUGCCUCGAAAUUGCAUUGGAUGCCUUUAAUCCUGACGUGACGUACAUGUACUAAUACGGUCCUGUUUAUCACAAACGCAAGCUACAAUUUAAGGCUAGACUUGACAUUACAUACUGAUGUUUAUUUACACCACAUUCGGGUCAUAUCAUCGACCCUAGUCAGUUACUAUAUAUUAACCAUACUACAUGUAUUUUGAGGGCAAACACAGUGACAGUUUCUAACAACCAAUCUAAAGUAGUGUAAAUUACAAUAGUGCAAACAGCAUCUCUGUGACAAAAUUCACAAAAAUACAAUCUCUGGACAUC